AGAUUACAGAGUAACCUCUGUGAUCUGUGGGAGAGAUGCUGUGAUCGUACAUAACCUUUCUUUUGGUUUUUUUUAAAGAAAAACUUACUUGUAAUUACAAAAGUUUAUACUGCAUAUUUAUUAUCCCUCGAACCACAAUGGUGCUAAACAUCACAGCGAGUUGGCUAAGCAGAAGGAUUUGUCUGUUUCGUUCGGCAAACAAGACUUUCAGCUCAAAUGCAAGUUCGCUGAUUCCGAAAAAUACAAAAGAGCCAUUUAUAUCUGCCCAUAAGCAAAUACAAAAUGGUGUUGUUUAUGAUAAGAAACCAAUGCAACUCACUCUAGUGGCAGGAAAACAGUACUCAUGGUGUUUGUGUGGUCGCAGCCAUAAUCAACCAUUUUGCGACGGAACGCACAGAAUGCAAGAGUUGAAAAUUACUCAAAAGCCUAUUCGGUUUUCUGUUGAAGAAACAAAGACAUACUGGUUGUGCAACUGUAAACAAACGCGUUCUAGGCCUUUCUGUGAUGGUACACAUAAAACGACUGCUGUGCAAGAGCAAACGUCUAUUAUCAGACAGUGAAAUCAGACUAAUUUCAAAUAGAGAAUUAUAGCAACAAACUGUUACCAAUGUCGUGAAUGUUUUCGUAUAAUAGUCGAUUGUCAAAGACAUAUAUACAUACGCUAGUAGUAAUUUAAUGUGUAUAAACUACUGCAUUUUUUCUAAAAAACAAAAUGUGUUAACCAUAGAGUAAGUAGAAUAAUUUUGCUUUCUCUAUGGUGUUAACUAUUUAUUUUUUGGCGUACAUUACGUUCAUUAAUAAACAGAUGUUUCUUGCUAAACAAUAGCACUUA
Molecule: messenger RNA, 832 nt
Organism: Dendroctonus ponderosae (mountain pine beetle)
Lineage: Eukaryota; Metazoa; Arthropoda; Insecta; Coleoptera; Curculionidae
Product: CDGSH iron-sulfur domain-containing protein 3, mitochondrial
Exons: 4
Coding region: 138-560 (140 amino acids)
Cellular component (GO): intracellular membrane-bounded organelle
Molecular function (GO): 2 iron, 2 sulfur cluster binding
Source: RefSeq, a predicted model, not a curated record